Messenger RNA from Suncus etruscus (white-toothed pygmy shrew), 3649 nucleotides. It is a transcript of the gene PRKCE, whose product is annotated as protein kinase C epsilon. Gene Ontology annotation, biological process: intracellular signal transduction; peptidyl-serine phosphorylation. The transcript has 15 exons. Gene Ontology annotation, molecular function: diacylglycerol-dependent, calcium-independent serine/threonine kinase activity; ATP binding. The record is from RefSeq and is a predicted model, not a curated record. Lineage: Eukaryota; Metazoa; Chordata; Mammalia; Eulipotyphla; Soricidae. The coding region runs from base 667 to 2883 and encodes 738 amino acids.
CCCGGCCCGGCUGGGCCCGGGGGCGCCUCCCGAUCGCCCACUGCGGCGGCGGCUCCUGGGGCUCUCCAGAGCGACAGCGGGCAAGACCGUGCCCCGGGGAGGCUCCUUCCUGCCCGGCGCAGCCCCGCGUCCAUCCCUCGGUCCUUUCCCGCUCGCCGCAGGGGGGUGCGGAGCGGCUCCGGGUGCGGAUCUGCACCCCCCGGUUCUCGUCCCGCUGCGCCCGCCCGCCCGCCCGGAGUGGCCGUCUCCCCGGGAUGGAUCAUGCGGCCGCGAGGUAGGUGAGCGCCCAGGCUCGGAAGGGGCCGCCCGGCUGACUGCCGGCGCUGGUGGAGGCGAGGCGAGGCUUCCAGGCGAGGCGGCUCUUGGGGAGAGAGACUCGCUCCCGUGUCCACACGGACGUCCCCCGCCCAGCCCACCCCCCGCGCCCCGCUUUCCGUUAGGAGCCCGGCGAGGAAAUCCAUGCACUGGCUGAGAGCCGCCCGCGCCAGGGCGCAGCGCUCCAAGGUGUAGGCGGCGAGCGCGGGGUGCGGCGCCUCGGGGACCCCCCGCUGGAGUCCCCGCGGUGGCCUGCGGCGCCGCUGCCACACCCCGGGGGAGAGAGCCGGCUCUUGGGUCCUGCCCUCCGGCGCACCGAGGGGCCCCCCGACGGCACCCCGCGCCCCGACCAUGGUAGUGUUCAAUGGCCUGCUCAAGAUCAAAAUCUGCGAGGCCGUGAGCCUGAAGCCCACUGCCUGGUCGCUGCGCCAUGCCGUGGGACCCCGGCCCCAGACUUUCCUCCUGGACCCCUACAUCGCCCUCAACGUGGACGACUCGCGCAUCGGCCAGACGGCCACCAAACAAAAGACCAACAGCCCGGCCUGGCACGACGAGUUCGUCACCGACGUGUGCAAUGGGAGGAAGAUCGAGCUCGCCGUCUUCCACGACGCUCCCAUCGGCUACGAUGACUUCGUGGCCAACUGCACCAUCCAGUUCGAGGAGCUGCUGCAGAACGGGAGUCGCCACUUCGAGGACUGGAUUGAUCUGGAGCCGGAAGGGAAAGUGUAUGUGAUCAUCGAUCUCUCAGGGUCGUCGGGCGAAGCCCCUAAGGACAAUGAAGAGCGUGUGUUCCGGGAGCGCCUUCGGCCCAGGAAGCGGCAGGGUGCAGUCAGGCGCAGGGUGCACCAGGUCAACGGUCACAAGUUCAUGGCCACAUACCUUCGACAGCCCACCUACUGCUCACACUGCCGAGACUUUAUCUGGGGUGUCAUAGGAAAGCAGGGAUACCAAUGUCAAGUUUGCACAUGCGUGGUCCACAAGCGCUGCCACGAACUGAUCAUCACCAAGUGCGCUGGGUUAAAGAAGCAGGAAACUCCAGACGAGGUGGGUUCCCAACGUUUCAGCGUCAACAUGCCUCACAAGUUUGGAAUCCACAACUACAAGGUCCCCACUUUCUGUGACCACUGUGGCUCCUUGCUUUGGGGUCUCCUGAGACAAGGUUUGCAGUGCAAAGUGUGCAAGAUGAAUGUCCAUCGGCGCUGUGAGACCAACGUGGCCCCCAACUGUGGAGUGGAUGCCAGAGGGAUCGCUAAGGUGCUGGCAGACCUGGGUGUCACCCCGGACAAGAUCACCAACAGUGGCCAGAGGAGGAAAAAGCUCAUUGCUGGCACUGAGUCCCCGCAGAUGGCUUCUGGCAACUCCCCGACUGAGGAAGAUCGAUCCAAGUCUGCACCCACCUCACCUUGUGACCAGGAAAUCAAAGAACUUGAAAACAACAUCCGUAAAGCCUUGUCCUUUGACAACAGAGGGGAGGAGCAUCGGGCAGCAGCAUCUUCUGGCGACGGGCAGCUGGCAGGCCCUGGUGAGAACGGGGAAGUUCGGCAGGGCCAGGCCAAGCGCUUGGGCCUGGAUGAAUUCAACUUCAUCAAGGUGUUGGGCAAAGGCAGCUUUGGCAAGGUCAUGCUGGCAGAGCUCAAAGGUAAAGAUGAAGUGUAUGCUGUGAAGGUCCUGAAGAAAGACGUCAUCCUGCAGGAUGAUGAUGUGGACUGCACCAUGACGGAGAAGAGGAUUUUGGCUCUGGCUCGGAAACACCCGUACCUAACCCAACUCUAUUGCUGCUUCCAGACCAAGGACCGCCUCUUUUUUGUCAUGGAAUAUGUCAAUGGUGGAGACCUCAUGUUCCAGAUCCAGCGCUCUAGAAAAUUCGAUGAACCUCGUUCCCGGUUCUAUGCUGCAGAGGUGACGUCAGCUCUCAUGUUUCUCCACCAGCAUGGAGUCAUCUACAGAGAUUUGAAACUGGACAACAUCCUCCUGGAUGCCGAAGGCCACUGCAAGCUGGCCGACUUCGGGAUGUGCAAGGAAGGGAUUCUGAACGGGGUGACAACCACCACCUUCUGCGGGACUCCUGACUACAUUGCUCCUGAGAUCCUGCAGGAGCUGGAAUAUGGGCCCUCCGUGGACUGGUGGGCACUAGGCGUGCUGAUGUACGAGAUGAUGGCUGGGCAGCCCCCCUUUGAAGCUGACAAUGAGGACGACCUGUUUGAGUCCAUCCUCCAUGAUGACGUACUCUACCCAGUCUGGCUCAGCAAAGAGGCCGUCAGCAUCCUGAAAGCCUUCAUGACCAAGAACCCUCAUAAGCGCCUGGGUUGUGUGGCUGCGCAGAAUGGUGAGGACGCCAUCAAGCAGCACCCCUUCUUCAAGGAGAUCGACUGGGUGCUCCUGGAGCAGAAGAAGAUCAAGCCGCCCUUCAAGCCUCGCAUUAAAACCAAAAGAGACGUCAAUAACUUUGACCAAGAUUUUACGCGGGAGGAUCCAGUGCUCACGCUGGUGGAUGAAGCCAUUGUGAAGCAGAUCAACCAGGAGGAAUUCAAAGGCUUCUCCUACUUCGGUGAGGACCUAAUGCCCUGAGGAGCCGACUCCGGUGGAGUGUUGUGAUGCUGCAAGAAGGGCUUCUCGGCGAGGAUUCCCCUUUCCAGAAUCUUCAAUGGUCUCGACUACUUCUUGGAAUCUCCAGUUCCAGUCCACUCUUAAUUUAUUGCAUUUCCUUCCCUCAGCCAGCUCUGCCCUCCUCCCCAGACGGGGAAGCUCUCUUGGUUCUUUUCUCCGUGUGAUGUCCAAUCAUAUUGGAUGGGUAUCCUGCCUUGUGUGGUCUGUUGGCAAACCAAGGUGUUCUCCUUGGGGGGGGGGGGUACUGGCAGGGAAGGAACUUCAGUUCUUUUAUGGAAAAGAGGAGAACAAAGCAAAAAGAAGUGAAGAUGUCUCUGCUACUGGGCAGAGUCCCAGCAGCUUUCGUUUUUCAUGUCUCCUGCCCUCUCCACCUGCAUUCUAUCCAGAAGAGACUAGUGCUCCUCAGUAUCCCUGAGGCAUACCCAUGUGGGAGAGAGAGAGAGACAGAGACAGAGACAGAGUGGGAGAUGCCAGCACCUGUGGCUGAUUGCUCUAGGAAUAGUUCAUUCUUGCUUUCUUUGGUUUGAGCUGUGGGGCAUGACAGAGCUAUGUAUGCAUGGAUCCCAUGGGAGAAAUUUUUCUUUGGAGAAAAGGAAGUUUUAUUUUUUAAGCCUAUGAAACAUUUGAAUUUUCCCUCCCUCCCAAAGAAGUUGCUUUCUAAUUGGCCAGAAGAUUUAAAUUCCCAUGGACAUGCAGGUUAGAUACUCAAGGGCUAAAAUACGAUGAG